AUGGCGGAGUCUGCACAAAAAGAAAUAAUAAAAUCUAAUGGAAUAAAGGGAUUAAAACCCCCUACGGGCUUAAAAAACCUGUCGAUGGAAGAAUACAAAAAAUUUAUCCAGAGAUUUGAAAUAUACAGAUUAGCGUCAGGUGCUAAUAGUGAAUCCAGUGAGGUCCAGACGGCAUUAUUAUUACACUGCAUGGGUGAGGAAGCUCAAGACAUUCAUGCUACUUUCGACUUUGCUAAAGGUGAGGCCUACAAUUAUGAAAAAGUAAUAACUAAAUUCAACGAGUAUUUUAUCCCGAGAAAAAAUGAAAGCGUUAAUUCACAUUUGUUUUUCACAAGAAACCAGAAAGAAGGUGAAACUUUUGAUAGUUUUUAUACUGACAUAAAAAAGUUAAGCACAGAAUGUGAAUUUGGAAAUCUUUUGGAUAGAAUGUUAAAAGACAGAAUAGUAACAGGAAUUUUAGAUAAAAGAUUAAAAGAUAGACUACUAAGAGAAAGUGACCUGACAUUAAGUAAAGCAAUCCAGAUAUGUAAAGCAGCAGAACUAGCAGAGGAACAAAUUAAGAAAAUUUCAAACGAACCAGGGACGAGUGCAGUACAGAGUAUAAGAAAGAAGAAUGAAAAAGGAACAGUGUCGGAAAGGGAAACAAGAAACCCAACAGAUAAGAGAAGACAUACCAGAACAGACCGAGAUUCAAGACACAGACUAGAACAGAGAAAUACAGAAAAUAGAUAUUCAGAGAAGAAUAAGAAACAAGAAGGACAGCGAGCUGAGAAGAAGUUUGACUGUUCGAGAUGCGGAUUUCAUCACAGUGAAAGAAGAUGCCCAGCAUAUGGAAAGAAGUGUAUGAAAUGCGGGAAGAUGAACCACUUUGCGAGAAAAUGCAGAGCCCGAGAUGCUGUAAAAGCUAUUCAAGAAAGCGAGUCCAGCGAUAGUGAGUCGUGUCAUAUGUAUAUAAUUAAUAUUAGUAAUGUUAAUUUAGAAAGAAACUGGUAUGAGUAUGUAUAUUUCACCGAAUUGAAUAGAAAUUUAAAAUUCAAAUUAGAUUCAGGUGCUCAAUGCAAUGUAAUAUCUGCAAAUGAUUGUUACAGGUUAGGUAUAAGUAAAUUUGAAAAAUCUAAUUGUAAAUUGACUAGUUAUAGUAAUGAGAAAAUAGAAACUUUGGGAAAGAUUAAAUUAUCAGUAAAAAUAAAUGAUCAGAUUCAGAAAAUAGAAUUCCAGGUUUGUAAAGGUAAUUAUAUACCUAUUUUAGGUUUGCCUACUUUAAUAAAAUUUAAAUUGAUUCAGAGAACAAAUAAUGAGAAUAUUAGCAGUGUACAGACGGAAAAGUUAGAACUAUUAGAGAAAUAUAAAGAUGUUUUCAAGGGGAUAGGUGAAAUAAAAGAUUAUGAAUAUGAUAUUCAGUUAAAAGAAGGUUGGCAAGGAAAAAUUGAAAGAAAUAGGCAUAUACCAUUUAAAUUGAAAGAUAAAUUAAAGGAAGAAUUAAGUAAAUUAGAAAAAAUAGGAAUAAUAAGUAAGGCAGAAGGUCCUACAGAUUUUGUAAGUUCAUUAGUUAUGACAACUAAACCAGGUGGGGCAAUGAGAAUUUGUUUAGAUCCACAAUAUUUAAAUACUCAGAUUAAAAGAGAACAAAUGAUGAUACCUAAUGUUGAUGAAAUAAUAGCAAAGUUAAAGGGAAGUAAUUAUUUUAGUACCUUAGAUGCGAAUAAAGGAUUUUGGAUGAUAAAAUUAACAAAAAAUAGUAAAAAUUUAACAACAUUUAAUACCCCAUUUGGAAGAUUUUAUUUUAAUAGAUUACCUUUUGGUUUAGCUUCAAGUCCAGAAGUUUUUCACAGAAUAUUUAGUGAAAUAUUUAAAGAUAUUGACGGAGUAGAGUUAUAUAUUGAUGAUAUUUUAAUUCACGCGAAAACAGAAGCAGAACAUGACAGAAUAUUAGAACAGAAAGAAGUUAAAUACCUAGGACAUGUCUUAACAACAGAAGGAAUUAAGAUAGAUCAGAACAGAAUAAAAGCUAUAGUAGAGAUGAAAGAACCGAAAACUCAGAAAGAAAUAUUAAGAUUUUUAGGAAUGAUUAAUUAUGUGGCAAGAUUUAUUCCCAAUGUGUCUGAGAUAACAGCACCAUUGAGGCAAUUGAUUAAGAAAGAUGUACCUUUUUUGUGGUCAAAAGAACAAGAUAAAGCUUAUAAGACUUUGAAAAAACUAUUAAUUGAGCCACCAGUUUUGAGUUAUUUUGAUAUGAAUAAACAGAUAGUACUAAGUGUAGAUGCUUCUAAAGCAGGAUUAGGUGCAGUUAUUUUACAAGAAGGAAAGCCUAUAGCUUAUGGUUCGAGGGCAAUGACAGAAACAGAAAUACAAUACAGUCAGAUUGAGAAAGAAUGUUUAGCAAUUUUAUAUGGAAUAACCAAGUUUCAUCAGUAUUUGUAUGGAAAUCAAUUUAAAGUAGAGACAGAUCAUAGGCCACUAGUAUCAAUUUUUUCUAAACCAUUAAAUAGAUGUCCAGCUAGAUUGCAAAAGAUGAGAAUGGCUUUACAACCAUAUUCAUUUGAGUUAAAUUAUAAACCAGGUAAAGAAAUUUUGGUAGCAGAUCAUUUGAGUAGAUCACAUUUACUAGAAACAGAAGAAAAUUCAGAUUUAAAAGUAGAAACACAUGUAGCCAUGAUUAUGGAAAGUUAUAGAAUAUCAGAUAAAAAACUUGAAGAAUUAAUAUUAGAAACAGCAAAAGAUGAGGAAUUAAUGGCAGUAAAUAAAUAUAUAAUGGAAGGAUGGCCAGAAAAUAAGUCACUUAUAGAUAGUAAAGCUAAAAUUUUUUAUAGUUACCGAGAUGAGUUGAGUAAUAUUAGAGGAUUAAUUGUAAAAGGUAGGAAUAUAGUAAUACCACAGUCAAAAAGAAAGGAAGUAUUAGAAAACAUACAUUAUGCACACUUAGGCAUAGAAAAAAGCAAGGUGUUAGCAAGAAAUACUGUAUUUUGGCCAAAUAUGAAUAAAGAGAUAGAAGAUUUGAUACAAAAUUGUGACACUUGUAAAAGUUUUCAGAAUGCUAAUAAGAAAGAAUCUAUGAUUGAGAAGGAAAUUCCACAAAGACCAUGGGAAAUUUUAUCUAUAGACAUAUUUUUUCUAUAUUCUAAACCAUACAUAUUGCUUGUCGAUGCAUAUAGUAAGUACGUGGAAAUACAACCAUUAAAUAAUUUAUAUGCAACAAGUACUAUUGACAGUAUUAAAGAAAUCCUAGCAAGACAUGGUAUUCCAGAUAUAGUUUAUACAGAUGCAGGAACCCAAUUUACUAGCUUUGAAUUUAAAACUUUUUCUAAAGAAUGGAAUUUUAAACAUAAGGUAAUAAGUCCAAAACAUCACCAAGGGAAUGGAUUAGCUGAAAGAUAUAUACAGACUGUUAAGAAAUUGUUAAAAAAGCUAAUUUAUGAUAAGAAAGAUAUUUGCUUAGGUUUGUUAAUGUAUAGAAACACUCCUGUAAACACAGAUGGAAAAUCACCUUCAGAAUUAUUAUUCAAUAGAAAAAUUAAAACAAUUUUGCCAAAAUUAGAUUUAAAACAGGAAAGAAAGGAUAAAUAUAGACAAGAACUUUUAAAUAAACAGGAAAUUCAGAAAAAGUACUAUAAUAGAGGAAGUAGAAAUUUACCAGAAUUAAGAGAAGGAGAAAUUGUUAAAAUACAGGACGAGAAUUGCAAGAAACCUCAUGAGAGUGGUAUAGUGUUAGGUAAAGGAAGUGGUCCUAGAUCAUAUCAAGUAAGGAAUGAAUCAGGAAAUAUUUUAACUAGGAAUAGGAGAAUGUUAAUUAAAGGAGGAAAGUAUUAUGACAAGAGCAGGGUAGAAGAUCAAGGAAAUUGUGAAGAGAGUGAAAGACAAGAAGUAGAAAGACAUAUGAUUCAAGAUCGGAACAUACAAAAUAAUGUAAUACCUAGAGAGAACUAUGAUGGUUCUUCAGGACAAGUAAAUUAUAAUAAUGAUACAUAUGGUAGUAAAACAUCAAGAUCAGGUAGAUUGAUUAAAAGACCAAGUUAUCUUAAAGAUUUUGUUUAA
Melitaea cinxia (Glanville fritillary) is the source of this 4032-nucleotide messenger RNA. RefSeq lists its product as uncharacterized. NCBI's taxonomy places the organism in Eukaryota, Metazoa, Arthropoda, Insecta, Lepidoptera, Nymphalidae. The record is from RefSeq and is a predicted model, not a curated record. Gene Ontology annotation, molecular function: zinc ion binding; nucleic acid binding. The transcript has 2 exons. The coding region runs from base 1 to 4032 and encodes 1343 amino acids. Gene Ontology annotation, biological process: DNA integration.